Molecule: messenger RNA, 902 nt
Organism: Coregonus clupeaformis (lake whitefish)
Lineage: Eukaryota; Metazoa; Chordata; Actinopteri; Salmoniformes; Salmonidae
Product: transmembrane protein 65-like
Exons: 5
Biological process (GO): regulation of cardiac conduction; cardiac ventricle development
Cellular component (GO): mitochondrion
Source: RefSeq, a predicted model, not a curated record
UGUCCUAUACAGAUGUCAUAAGGAUGUCUAUGAAUACCUGCCGCAAAUAGGCCUACAGUAAGCUAUUGGUCUACUUCGCACUCACUGUAUGAGGUAUACAACAACGUUUGGCAAAUGCCGUCAUAGCAACGUACAGUGAAGCUAUUCCAUUGGAAAAUAUUUUUCAGGCCGUAGACUAGAAGAGAGAGAGAGGCAGCUCAUCCGACCGCAGACUGGGGGAAGUAGCCUAGGCGAUGUUGUGGAGAUGAAGAUGAUGAGGAAUGUUUAUUUUUGACUCACAGAUUUUGCCACGAAUGCUGUGUUUUGUGUCGGCGAAUUGUUUUCAGGAUCUAUGAAAUUGUAAUCGAAGGACAAAUGCUUCGGAGCUGCGUUUUACACCAGAAGGAGAUCUGAUUUUUGGACUGGACAGAGCGGCACAGCAUCAGCUGAUCGAGAGGUUGUCGACUUCCCUUUUACCGCCACCAUGCUGCCCAGUUUGCAGAGAGUCCUGCGGCCCGCCCUCACUCUGAGGUCGGGGAACAUGUUGGGAAGAGUCCGCGGGUCAAACCUAGCCCAGCUCCGCCAGCCUGUACCGAUGCAGUGCUGCAACCUGGGCACACACCCUCACAAGGACCCGAUGGAGCCCUUGAACUCGCCGCAAGGAGCCAAGGAUUUUAUUUAUAGUCUUCACCCCACGGAACGCACAACCCUGCUUAGAGAACUGCACCGGUUUGAGUCGAUAGCAAUAGCUCAAGGGGAAAUGGUCAUCGCCCCUCCCACAUCGGCUCAGCUGAGAUACGUUAUUCUACACAACGCCAUUCCCUUUGUAGGAUUUGGUUUCCUGGACAAUGCCAUCAUGAUUGUAGCUGGCACGCAUAUUGAGUUGUCCAUAGGUGUGAUCCUUGGGAUUUCAACCAUGGCAG